AUUGUUUUUGCUUUAAUUCUCUUUAAAGUACAUGGAACCUAUUGACCCGUUCAGAGACGACACAAUAUGGAUGACCAUGGACCCGACACCAUUUCCGGGCAUCCACAACAAUAAUGUAAUGAGGACUGUUGACGGACCUUAUCUGCGAAUUGUCGAACAACCAAAACAGAGGGGCUUCAGGUUCCGCUAUGGAUGUGAGGGCCCCUCCCACGGAGGACUCCCAGGGGCCUCCAGUGAGAAGAACAGGAAGUCUUACCCACAAGUGAAG
Messenger RNA from Sinocyclocheilus anshuiensis, 268 nucleotides. RefSeq names its product nuclear factor NF-kappa-B p105 subunit-like. The transcript has 3 exons. Lineage: Eukaryota; Metazoa; Chordata; Actinopteri; Cypriniformes; Cyprinidae. Gene Ontology annotation, molecular function: RNA polymerase II cis-regulatory region sequence-specific DNA binding; DNA-binding transcription factor activity, RNA polymerase II-specific. Gene Ontology annotation, biological process: regulation of DNA-templated transcription. Gene Ontology annotation, cellular component: NF-kappaB p50/p65 complex; cytoplasm. The record is from RefSeq and is a predicted model, not a curated record. The annotation marks the transcript as partial.